UCAUGUGUUGCUUUUCAGAGGAUCCGAACGUUACUCCAUCAUCGACCAUCCCACGACAUCCGUCAAAUUUAGCAACGCGUAAUCGUUAACCCCGUGGGGUAUGGGCUAUGGCUGCGUGUGAAAAUCUAUCAUGUCUUAACACGUUAUUACGUUAACUGGCUACUGGCUGUCACCCACUCUUCUCUCUCUUCCUCUUAUGAUCACCCAUUUACCGCAUCCAUCCCAAAGUGCUCCGCCCCCUUUUUUUUUUUAGUUUUCUAACAAAAGCCAACUCAUAAAGCUAAAUUUUAGUCCCUCUCUCUCCUUCUCAAAGUUUCUAUCUUUAGAGCCUCUGGUUUCUUCUUCUCUUUCUUUUGCGUGUCAGAUAAUGUAAAGCCCGGUAAAGUUUUAGCAAGGAGUACCCUCUACAAAUUUUGUAAGACAAACCCAAAAAGAGUUUUAUUUUUCCUUGAAGAAUGUCUUUGAUUAGGUUCUUGGGUCUGUUUCUUGUCCCCAUUGCUCUGCUUUUGAGCUUGUGUUUUGCUGAAGAUCCGUUUGUUUUCUAUGAUUUUGAGGUGUCUUACAUCACUGCUUCUCCUUUGGGUGUUCCCCAACAGGUAAUUGCUAUAAAUAACAAGUUUCCUGGCCCCACUAUCAAUGCAACCACUAACAACAAUGUCGUUGUCAAUGUUCGAAACAAAUUGGACGAGGGUUUACUCAUCCAUUGGUCUGGGAUUCAACAGAGGCGUAGUUCAUGGCAAGAUGGGCUUCCUGGCACUAAUUGUCCAAUUCCUCCAAAGUGGAACUGGACUUACCAGUUCCAGGUGAAGGACCAAAUUGGGAGUUUCUUCUACUUCCCAUCACUGCACUUCCAGAGAGCGGCUGGUGGUUUUGGCAGCUUUAUUAUAAACAAUAGAGCUAUUAUUCCUAUUCCUUUUGACACACCUGACGGGGAUAUUACAAUUUUGAUUGGUGAUUGGUACACACGCAACCACACGGCUCUGAGAAAGGCACUUGAUGCUGGAAAAGAUCUAGGGAUGCCAGAUGGAGUUCUUAUUAAUGGCAAAGGCCCUUACCGGUAUAAUGAUACUCUGGUACCUGAUGGCAUUGAUUAUGAAACAAUUAACGUCCACCCAGGUAAAACUUAUCGCCUUCGAGUGACAAAUGUGGGAAUAUCGACCUCCUUGAAUUUCAGGAUUCAGAGCCAUAAUGUGCUUCUUGCAGAGACCGAGGGAUCAUAUACAGUGCAGCAGAACUACACUAGCUUAGACAUACACGUAGGACAGUCUUAUUCUUUUCUGCUAACUACAGAUCAGAAUGCAAGUAGUGAUUACUACAUAGUAGCAAGUGCCAGGUUUGUGAAUGAAUCACAGUGGAAACGAGUUACUGGUGUUGCCAUUUUGCAUUAUUCAAAUUCAAAAGGAAAGGCAGCUGGUCCCCUCCCUGAUCCACCACAGGAUGAAUAUGACAAAACCUUUUCAAUGAACCAAGCAAGGUCUAUCAGAUGGAAUGUAUCUGCCAGUGGUGCUCGCCCUAAUCCACAGGGAUCUUUUAGAUAUGGUUCAAUCAAUGUGACUGAAAUUAUUGUGUUGGAAAACAAGCCACCUGUUACUAUUGAUGGGAAAAGACGAACAACACUCAGUGGGAUAUCGUUUGUCAAUCCAGCUACACCAAUCCGGCUUGCUGACCAGUUCAAGGUUAAGGGAGUAUAUAAGCUUGAUUUUCCCAAUACACCACUUACAGGGCCACCUAAAAUGGAAACAUCAGUAAUUAAUGGAACAUAUAGGGGAUUUAUGGAAGUCAUCCUACAGAACAAUGACACCAAGGUGCAGAGCUAUCACAUGAGUGGAUAUGCUUUUUUUGUUGUCGGAAUGGAUUAUGGUGAGUGGUCAGAGAAUAGCAGGGGCACAUAUAACAAGUGGGAUGGCAUUGCUCGCACUACAACACAGGUUUAUCCUGGUGCAUGGACAGCAAUCUUGAUAUCACUUGACAAUGUUGGAGUCUGGAACCUUAGAACAGAAAACCUCGACUCAUGGUAUCUUGGCCAAGAAACAUAUGUCAGGGUUGUCAAUCCAGAGGCUACAAACAAGACUGAAUUGCCUAUGCCAGACAAUGCCCUCUAUUGUGGUGCCCUCAGCAAAUUGCAGAAGCCACAGGAUGUCUCUUUGGCAACAUCAAUCACAGGCAGUAGAUACAAACUCUUCUUCACGGUGCUGAUGGUUGCCUCUGCACUACUUGUCCUUUCCCGCUAGGUGUUUUCUUUUGGGGUAUCUCUUCUUGUCAGAAAGGUUUGUGGUUGUGUGUUUAGGUGUGCAAGUGUGUAAGUGUAGUCUUGUUGAUAUGAAUCUUGGGUGAUUUUAACAUGUAUUUUUUUGUUUACAAUGUUGUUAAUGCACCCGGGGUUCCUUGUUUAAUUCAUUGGGAAUAUCAUUCUUUUAAUACCUAUAAUUUAUGUACUGAUGACAAUUCAUCAAAUUUCAAUACAAUUUAACCUCGUGUCUAGAUUUAUCUAUUCCUUCAUGCUUUUCUGCAAUUGACAUCUAUAUCUGCCCAGUUUCACACAUUUGUGCUUAAGUUCUUUUCUCUUAUGUAUGUAUGCAUGUAUGUAUAUGUUUGUGAAUGGGUGGGUGUGUAAUUUGCACAUUGGACGCCCCUUUUGAUUGUGGUUGGUGGUUGUAGUAAUGCUGUGAGUAUCGUCCAUCAAUAUAGUCAUUCAUUUGAGGUUUUGUAUGCAGGUCAACGAUGCCAUUUCAUGCAAAGAACCUAUGAUAAAAAAUGUGUUUUAGAGACACUAAACUAUAACUGGUGUAGUAGUUGUAAGUAGUUACUCCAUAAUGAAGGGUUAAAAUUUAGUCAAUUCUUACUUUUGGCCUUGUCUAAAUGUCCAUUUACGCUUGAGUGGUUUUUAAUGAGAUUGGACAAGAAUGGUAACUCAACAAACGUGAUUUUUAACUUGAGAGUGACACGAACCAGGGAAAAUGAAAGAUCAGCUGGUCCCAUUUUUAGGUCUAUCCGUGAUAGAAGAUGACAAGUCUAGCUGGAAAUCAUGCUUCCUUCAGGUUAUAUGGUUUUUUUUCCGUGCUUUGCUUCUGCCAAGCCAGCUCAAUUGCUCGUAUCCAUUGGCCCAUUAGAGAUUCCAUUUGCGAGACUGAGACUGAAGGGGCAUUCUGGCCAGUGUUCUGUCAAAUGGAAGCAUCAAAUGCUGCUAAACCCUUCCUCUUUCCCAAGCUUUUUUGGGUUUUGAUUAAAAAUCUCCAGUCUCGUCGCUUUUGCUGGCUUGCCUUAAGAUUGUGAUUAAGCUUGUCAUGACAUUGGAGUGUUUGGGUGAUUAAGAUUGUGAUUAAGCUUGUCAUGACAUAUACCUCCAUUUAGCAACCAAGUGUUUGGGUGACACAGUCCUAUUGAAUACUUGAAGUGUUCCCAUGAUUUCUUAUUCACUUACACUAAGCAGAAUUAAGUUGACUAUAAUCUGAACUACAUGCAAAUAGAAGAACGAAGAUCAUUACUCCGGGUCAUUGUAUGCUAGCAUAUUAACUGAUAAAAGCAAACGUCAGACUUUCAGACAUUCAAACGCUGAUAUCUAUCGAAAGGCCUCAUUCAAUGUUGCUAAUUAAGGACGGAAUUGCUGGCCCAAGUUGCAGUGAAAUUAUUGUCUAAUGUCCUUUCUCAGUUGAGAGAGACAUUGAAAAGGCUGGAUAUAGGAACUACUGGCCUACUGGGGUUAUGUUGGAG
Messenger RNA from Durio zibethinus, 3711 nucleotides. Its product is annotated as monocopper oxidase-like protein SKU5. Gene Ontology annotation, molecular function: copper ion binding; oxidoreductase activity. Lineage: Eukaryota; Viridiplantae; Streptophyta; Magnoliopsida; Malvales; Malvaceae. Gene Ontology annotation, cellular component: plasma membrane. The record is from RefSeq and is a predicted model, not a curated record.